Anneissia japonica is the source of this 1522-nucleotide messenger RNA. Its product is annotated as translation initiation factor eIF-2B subunit beta-like. The record is from RefSeq and is a predicted model, not a curated record. Gene Ontology annotation, molecular function: guanyl-nucleotide exchange factor activity; translation initiation factor activity. Lineage: Eukaryota; Metazoa; Echinodermata; Crinoidea; Comatulida; Comatulidae. Bases 16 to 1287 code for a protein of 423 amino acids. Gene Ontology annotation, biological process: translational initiation. The transcript has 12 exons. Gene Ontology annotation, cellular component: eukaryotic translation initiation factor 2B complex.
GUAUAACAACAGGAGAUGUGGGGAGAGGGGAAGAAUAGGACUAGGCCCCAGCUAGUGUUGAACGACAGUGUCAGUCAUGAGUACGCUUGCCAUGCCGUACCUCCUCAGGCCGCUUUCGACCUGAUAAUAGGCAGUAGGAAACGCACAAUCACACAAGCAUCACCUUUCAGAAAAAAAAAAAUUAACGCAGUUGGUAGUGGAAUCUUGGAUGGAGCAUUUGGGAAAAUGCCGAUUACAGAUUCACAAACAGCCGAGCUUGAUGAAAGAAUUGAGGCAUUUAUUGCAAGUUUAAAGCUUGGCCAGGUUGUUGGUUCAUAUGAUGUAGCUAACAAGACAGUGAAGUUGCUACGGCGUGUGGUGUCACAGACGAGAUGGAACCAUGCUGGUGAUCUGAUGGAUAGGAUUCGAAAAGAAGGGAGAAAGAUGAUGGCAGCACAGCCGUCAGAGUCUGCCAUUGGAAAUGUUGUCAGAAGAGUUCUGAAAAUUAUUAGGGAGGAGCACACUGCGAUUCAAGGAGCCAGGGAUGAUACUGGAGACAAUCAACAGUCACUUCAUAAAAUGUUAUUAGCUGCUGGAAAGUCAGAAGACUUCUACAAACCAAGUGUGAAUUUAAAAGGUCGUGUUAUCGAGAGCAUCAAUGAGUUCCUGACAGAACUUGAGAGCAGUGCCGACAACAUAGCUACUCAAGCCCUUGAACACAUCCAUUCUAAUGAGGUGAUAAUGACUGCCGGAAAAUCACGAACUGUGCAAGCUUUUCUUUUGAAUGCAGCUAGGAAGAGAAAAUUUCAAGUGAUAGUUGCAGAAUGUGCUCCAUCUUAUCAGGGUCAAGAGCUUGCAGUGAACCUUGCAAAGGCUGGAAUAGAAACUACUGUGAUCACUGACUCAGCAGUAUUUGCUAUGAUGUCAAGGGUCAACAAGGUCAUCAUUGGCACACACACAGUUAUGGCCAACGGAGGAUUGAAAGCCAUCAAUGGAAGCCAUGCAAUAGCAUUAGCAGCGAAGCACCACUCUGUGCCUCUAAUUGUAUGCGCCCCAAUGUUCAAGUUAUCACCCGAAUACCUCUGCUCACAUGACCAGGAUGGUUUUAACAAGUUUGAAUCACCCCAUGAUGUAAUGCAGUUUGCAGAUUCUGAUCCCCUCUCACAAGUGCAGGUUUAUAACCCUGCAUUUGAUUAUGUACCACCUGGACUAGUCACCCUAUACAUAUCCAACAUUGGUGGUAAUGCACCCUCAUAUGUGUACCGGUUACUCAGCGAACUCUACCAUGCAGAUGACCAUGACCUCUGACAUCAAAACUCUCUGCUGUUGUGAAACUAUCCUGUGACACAGUAUGAAUUUUUUAAAAAUAGAAUGCAACCCAAGUUGGUAGAGGAAUGCUAUACAUGGAUGGACAAUAAUGAAGCAUCUGAUUUAGCUUACAUGCCUGAUAUAUGCCGUAUUCUGUAUAGGUAUUAUUUACCACACCAUAAGUUGGCAUUAAUGUUCAAUAAUAUAAUAAUAAAGAUUUGAGGACAAAAAUGGA